Molecule: messenger RNA, 2622 nt
Organism: Mesocestoides corti
Lineage: Eukaryota; Metazoa; Platyhelminthes; Cestoda; Cyclophyllidea; Mesocestoididae
Source: the annotation of a GenBank genome assembly
AUGGUUUUAGACACCGAUGGCAACGUAUUCACAUACCAUGAACCGUUGCGGGAGAACUCAGCCCCAGUAUUGGAUUUUGAUGAACGUCCUUCUGAACUCACACGGAAACGUGGUCGACAGACCUCAUCCUCUCUUUCAUCAGGACCAAUGCCUGAAUCAGAGGUGGGAGAAUACUUGGAAGGCACUACGGGAUCCGUCAGCGUGGAACCACUGAGUGCCACAUCAACCUCUGAGGGCACCUCAGUCCCCCUACCUCAAGGUGAUGCCUGCAGUUCUUUGGAAUUGAGCACUUCCGGCACUCUUGCCGCUGACUCUCCGUCAGGCCAAAAUCUCUCCGCCACAUCACAGACGAAUGCUGGAGUUGGCAAGAUGCAGACAGACUCAACGCCUCCCGAAGUAGAAGUGUCCACUGCCUGCCCGCCGAACUGCAUUGUGGGGCAAGAAGACGGAGUCGAGCCCCAGGCAGGUGUCUCUUCCCCAAAGGUUCGCGUCGACGAGGACUCUGUGGCCACUACUAGUUCAGAAAUCGAAGUGAUUUCCACCUGUACAUCCAUCUGUGAUGAAACUGUCCUACCCUCGUCUGCUGUCCCUGGUCGUCAAUUUGUCAGUUCCGUUUUAACAGAUCACAUCCCGAGUCAGGACGCCAUGCACCAAAAAGUCGUGGAAUUGUCAAAAUUACUUGAAGCCAGAGAAGCGAAGCUCGUGGAGCUGUGUCGCACAAACCUCUCUCUUCAGGAAGUAAACGAGUUUCUCCAUACGAAACUUGAAGAGGCAGGUCUCCCGCAUGACUUUGAGACUGGAACAUUGCAGUCCUUGACGGACGAGUUCACCGAACGGCUAGCGAUUGCCGAAAGGAAGCUGCGUCUGGUCGCUCGUGAGCGUGACCAGCUGCGAAAUCAAGUGCUGGCUGCGAAUGUGUCCAAUGAAUCCGCACCCAAGCAAGCCAUCGGCGAGCAAGAAAAGGCUCUUCGGGUGCGAUGUUCGUGGCUGGAAAGUUCCCUGGCCGAGAAGGAAGCCCAACUAGCCGAUCUUCUGAGGGAAGGUAACAAAAUGGCACAGGAACAAUUGAAGACCAAUAAUCUGGUCAAAACGCUGCGUGCGAAAGUGAAGACUGCCGAGUCCGAGAAGGUGACCCUCAGCAACUCCUUUGGCAAAGUCCAGUCGGAGCUCGAAACCCUUAAGGCGGAUGUUGCGACACGGCGAGAAACCGAAGCCAAGCAACUGGAAUCCAUCAAUCAACUGAAUCGUCAAAACUUGAAACUGGAAAAAGACUUGGCCGCAGUUAGGACUCAACUAAUUUCGGCCGAAGAAAAGGUGGAAUCGUUUCGUCGAGCGAAGUUUGAAUCUGAUGGUAAGCUUGCGGAAACUGUGGUUGCUCUGGAGUCAGCCAGGAUGGCUUUAUCGAAUGCGAAGAGUCGCAGUGAGGCCAUUCGAGACGCCGCGGAAACACACCAGAGCCUUCGUGAUGAGGUCAGCAUGCUGAGGACACAGUUGGAGGAGUUGCGAUUGGUGGGUGUGCGACAGAAAUUAGACGCCGACCAGCGCCUUCAACAGGCCCAACAGGAGGCCAACUACUACAGGGAGCAGUUGGCAGAGUCGGAGUCGCGCUUUGAGUCCUUGGGCGAGACUGCGACCUCAGUUGCGAAACCGCUGCUUCGGCAAAUCGAAUCUCUUCAAACCAAACUCAGCGACCAAGCCAAAGCCUGGGAGGGGACUGAGCAAGGCCUUCUUGUUCAAGUUGCGGAUCUGAAGGCGCACUUAGAUUCGGCAGAGAAAGCCAGCCAUGAGUUCCGGGAUCGGCUGUGCGAAGCCGAAGCCACUGUGGUUGCCGUUCGGGGGGAACUCGCUCUGGAGCGGGAACAGUCCAAGCGACUUCAAGCGCGUCUCUCGCAAUGCAGUCAGGAGGCCACUUCUGAUAAGGCGCUUUUAGUAAAGCUACGCAGCGACUUUGAAUCGACUAGUCGGCAGUUGGCUAUGACGAAGGAGGAACUCAAUGCGUCCGCUGUGUGCCUUGCCAAUGAACGUGAGGAAGUGGCCAGUCUUAAGAGAGACCUUGCUCAGGUGAAAUCUGAGUUGGCCACUGCAAUGGCCAGAGUGGCCGCGUCUCUGGUUACCUCUUCUCAGAGCACUGAGGCGGACACCAGGAGGUCGUCUGAAGCCCAGUUGAACACACCUUCAACAACGAAUUCCUGUGUUGACUGUUCAACUGACAACCACACCCAGCACCACCCUCCGCCCUCCCGACCUCCCGCGCUUUCCUCCGGCCACUUCGCCAGCAGUCUCUCUUUCCUCCAAAGCACCCUUCGACAACGAGAGGGUGAGGUGGGCCAGUUGAAGCGGGAGAUUGCGCGUUUAAACGAGACCCACGAACGCUUGUUGUCGGAUUUAUCCGAACAGACGGCAAAAGCGGAACAGUACGCGCGUCUGGCGGGCUCAGUGGAACACCAAGGCGACCCAAUCGAUGGUGAAGGCGAUCUUCAGAAGCGCUACGAUGUCCUGCUCCAAUUGUAUGGUAAGAAACUGGAGGAGAACAACGAAUUGAAACUCGAUCUCAUUGAAUCUAAAGAAGCCUACAAGAGUCAGUUGGAUGAGCUCUUGAACAAGUUGAACGGCAACCGAUGA